Molecule: messenger RNA, 1125 nt
Organism: Carassius carassius (crucian carp)
Lineage: Eukaryota; Metazoa; Chordata; Actinopteri; Cypriniformes; Cyprinidae
Product: interferon-inducible double-stranded RNA-dependent protein kinase activator A homolog
Exons: 8
Coding region: 125-988 (287 amino acids)
Source: RefSeq, a predicted model, not a curated record
AUUUCCCCUGUAGGAGGGGCUCUUGCGCAGUACGCUCGGAAGGCGUGGCUUAUAGUCAGAAUACUGGAAUUCUAUUGGCCAGUGCUCUUGCCAAUCCACGAAGAAGCGGCAUGCUCCAGCAAUAAUGGCCGAUUUUCAAGUCACAAUGGCUCAUCAACGCUGUCAGGAGAAAACACCCGUCCAGAUCCUGCAUGAAUAUGGCAUUAAAAUGGGCAGUGCUCCUGUGUACGAGCUCAUCCAGGCUGAUGGAGGCAUGCACCAGCCCUCCUUCAUGUUCACCGUCACUAUAGCAGACUUCACAUGCAAUGGUCGAGGAUCCACUAAAAAGGCUGCUAAACAUGAAGCUGCAGAAGCCGCUUUGAAGUUAUUGAAGCGAGACAUCCAGCUAAAUGAUCAGAGAGAUGGUGUUUCUCCUGAAGCCGAUGACACAUCCAAUCCUGUAGGAGUACUGCAGGAGCUAGCCAUGCAGAGAGUGUGGUGUCUGCCGGAGUAUGUGGUAUGUAUGGAGUCAGGACCAGAUCACAUGAAGGAGUUCACCAUUACCUGUCGUCUGGAAGGACUGGAGGAGUCAGGCUCCGGCAGCUCCAAAAAGUUGGCCAGACGGUCUGCAGCCGAACACAUGCUGGGGAAACUGCAGAGUCUGUCCGGAUCUACUGAGAUCACAUGGAGUCCACCAUCUCGCGUGUAUGUGGAAAGCUUACGGCAGUCCACGGGGGAGAAGAUUUCCCUCCUGAGGAGGACGCCGCUCAGCACCCCGAACUCAGAAUACAUUCAGAUGCUGCUGGAGAUCUCACUGGAGCUGGGCUUUCAGGUCACAUACAUAGACAUCGAUGAGCUGACAGUGAAUGGUCAGUACCAGUGUUUAGUUGAACUGUCCACCCGGCCGGUGACGGUGUGCCACGGGACAGGGAUGACCAGCAGUAACGCCCACAACACCGCAGCACACAACGCCCUGCAGUACAUCAAGAUGGUCGCUAGUAAACACUGACAGCAGGUCUGGGAUCAGUGUGCGCAUGAAUUCUGACCUGCACCUCCUGAUCCCACACUAGCACUUCAGCCAAUGGACACCUUCUGCUGUAAGAGACCCGACUCUGCAGAAAAUAAAUCCAUUUCUGGGUUACCACA